Messenger RNA from Diospyros lotus (date-plum), 1474 nucleotides. RefSeq names its product malate dehydrogenase, glyoxysomal-like. The record is from RefSeq and is a predicted model, not a curated record. Gene Ontology annotation, biological process: tricarboxylic acid cycle; malate metabolic process. Gene Ontology annotation, molecular function: L-malate dehydrogenase (NAD+) activity. The transcript is spliced from 9 exons. The coding region runs from base 124 to 1188 and encodes 354 amino acids. Gene Ontology annotation, cellular component: chloroplast; cytoplasm. NCBI's taxonomy places the organism in Eukaryota, Viridiplantae, Streptophyta, Magnoliopsida, Ericales, Ebenaceae.
AAGCCCACGGUGCCCAAAUCCAAUUGAUCAGACACGCAAACCCAUUGUUGCUUUCUGUUGCUUCAGAUCACAAAAACCGUGUAGUCUCAAUUGUUUGAACCAAAUUCGCAUCACGAAACGCAGAUGAGUGCGGACGCCAAUCAACGCCUCGCCAGAAUUUCUGCUCACCUUAAUCCUCCCAAUCUCCAGAUGGGGGACGGUUUUGGGUUGCGACUAGCAAAUUGCAGGGCAAAAGGGGGAUCUCCGGGAUUCAGAGUUGCAAUCUUGGGAGCCGCAGGGGGCAUAGGGCAGCCCCUGGCCUUGUUGAUGAAGAUGAAUCCACUGGUUUCGGUUCUUCAUCUAUACGAUGUUGUCAGUACUCCUGGUGUCACUGCAGAUAUCAGUCACAUGGACACUGGUGCUGUGGUGCGUGGUUUCCUGGGACCAAAGCAAUUGGAGGAUGCGCUUACUGGCAUGGACCUUGUCAUUAUUCCUGCUGGUGUGCCUAGAAAACCAGGAAUGACAAGGGAUGAUCUAUUCAAUAUCAAUGCUGGCAUAGUUAAAAUCCUUUGUGAAGGAAUUGCUAAGUGUUGCCCUAAUGCAAUUGUCAAUUUGAUCAGUAAUCCUGUAAACUCUACAGUACCAAUUGCAGCAGAGGUUUUCAAGAGGGCUGGCACCUAUGAUCCGAAGCGACUGUUGGGAGUUACAAUGCUUGAUGUUGUCAGGGCCAAUACUUUUGUGGCUGAAGUUUUGGGAAUUGAUCCUAGGGAUGUUGAUGUUCCCGUUGUAGGGGGUCAUGCUGGGGUUACAAUUUUGCCGCUUCUGUCUCAGGUUAAACCCUCAUGCUCUUUCACCCCAAAAGAAAUUGAAUAUCUGACUGCUCGUAUACAAAAUGGUGGAACUGAAGUUGUUGAGGCAAAAGCUGGGGCUGGAUCUGCAACACUAUCGAUGGCAUAUGCCGCUGUCAAAUUUGCUGAUGCAUGCUUGCGAGGCUUGAAAGGAGAUGCUGGUGUUGUUGAAUGUGCUUUCGUAGCCUCUCAGGUGACUGAGCUUCCUUUCUUUGCAACCAAGGUACGGCUUGGCCGUACAGGAAUUCAGGAGAUAUACCCACUUGGUCCCUUGAAUGAGUACGAAAGGUUUGGGUUGGAGAAGGCGAAGAAAGAGUUAGCGGCGAGCAUCCAGAAGGGCAUUUCUUUCAUCAAUAAAUGAGCUGGUCCCAGAGGCAUGGUUUGGAUGCUGCCAUACGUCCCGGUUAUUAUACUCUUGUUCUCCCAAGAUCACAGUUGAUGGAAAUAAGUGGUAGUCAUGGUUGUAUUGAAACCAAAUAGAAGUGAGUUGGGUCUUGCAUAGGUUAUGUUGUUGCAUCAUAUAAGUAGGAGAGAAAGGAAGGCCUUUCAUCAGUUUCACGUAGAUUGCUUCUACAUCUUUAGGUGGGAACCAUUAAUAAAGAUAUGGAUAUGGGUAUUCUUGAAGCUUCCCAAGCGCUUUACUUUCA